Molecule: messenger RNA, 2738 nt
Organism: Hyalella azteca
Lineage: Eukaryota; Metazoa; Arthropoda; Malacostraca; Amphipoda; Hyalellidae
Exons: 11
Coding region: 135-2738 (867 amino acids)
Source: RefSeq, a predicted model, not a curated record
CGACCAUUAUUCAGAACAUAAUUCUCGAUUAUUCUGAAUUGACCUCUAACGUCUCGAUUCAUGUACCGGAUUUUGAAACUCUUGUAUACUUCGACUGCAAGGAUAGAACAACAGGCAAUUUACAGCAAGUUUUAAUGGCUAACUUUGAGUGUUUGUGCUCAGAAAUAGUGGAGAAAAAUUUCUUGAAAGCCCUCUCUUCCCUCCGCGUGCUUUUUUUGAUUGAUGGUUUUGAUGAGACAAACAAAACUUCAAUGGCGGUUUUCCGUGAGCUUUUGCAGAAAACAUGGCACACCGACUCCCGCAUCCUCAUCACAACUCGCACUCAGGCCACAGGAGAGCUCAAAAAACUAAUCGCUCAAAAAGACUGCAAGCAUUCUGAUUAUAACAUUGCACCUCUCUCAGAGCUACAAGCUCAGUUGAAGUUCAUCGAGAAUUAUGAGAAGAAGUUGACCUACGACAUAGCUACCUCAGGCUCAAUGCCAGAACAAUUCUCCAAGAUUAAUCCUACGUUGCAGCAGAGUUUCACGGAGCCAAUCUCUUUGUUGCAGUUCUGUUCCAUUUGCAUGAAAGUUCCAGAGAAGAUAACUCGAUGGAGAAACUUCAACGACGUGUCUAGGGACACAUUGCAGCUACAAAAAAACAUUGCCAAGGAAAGACUCGACGGCAUCUUCGUCGCCAACAAAGAAAUCCUAAUUGAUGAGGUAUUCAUGGUCAUUAGUUCUAUGGCUUUGGAGUUCCUCGCCUGCAACAUGACAACCUUCACUGACGACGAACUUCUCCCUUUCAAGCGUCACUGCUAUGAAAUACUAAAAAAACAUGGUGCAAAUAAGGAAAUUGAUGCUGGAAUUUUCAUAUCAGCCAUGUUCAGAAUUAAUAGAUCGCUCUCUGGUAGCCUUGUCACGACCUACUCCUUACCACAAAAAUCCCUACUGGAUAUGGCUGUUGCCAUUUACAUUUCCCAGCGUGCGAUGAACACUAAUAAAUCUCUUCUUGAAAUGCUGGGGAAACACCUGAAAACGAAGUCGAGUCUUCUGGAUGUGCUGAUAAUCGUUAUGCAAGACCUCAACAGCAACCCACGUCAGUUUCUCAAACGCUGGCCGGAGUUAAUGAAGGCUUUCAUGAAUGCGGGCGUCACCAGCGGCAGCGACUGGCAGGAGUUGAUGCUCAGAAGUCCUGACGUCGCGGAGCUGGCGAAACACGCGGCAAAGAUCACGAUUGCCGAGACUGACAAGUGGCACGUAUACUCAACUCAUGAUCUGACGGCAAUAUCACUAAUGUUGCAAUACGAGAAGCCUCGACUCAUCGACAUCAAGUUACCAUCUGCUGUGCUUCGUGCUGCCAGCUCCACCUGGUUGGAAGUGACACGCAUCCAUCAGGGUGGUCUGAAGCUGGACAUCUCUGCUGGCUUGCAGAAGAUACCUAAGCCCUGUGACGAUCUAUUAGAUUGUUUCAACGGAUCCAGGUGUCAGCUCUUUAGUUUGGUGAGCUGUAUAAGCAGUGCGGCUGCCGUUACCGCCGUAGCUUCAGUUUCUACACCGGCCACAACUAAGCUGAACCUUUCGAUGCCCACCCCUAUCAACCUGGACGGCCUACGGGGCAAAUACAAGCGUCUGCAAGUGGAAAUCUGGCCGUUGGAUGCAGCUUGGGCUGCGUUAUCUCAGCCAGCCCAACCCCCACCGUGCCAGGAGGAGCACGGUGCUGGGGACAUGCCCGGUGAGGCACUCGGUCACGGUGUGCGUCUGCCAGCCCAGCCCCCACCAGGACUAACUCUGUAUGACGUCAGCCCAGGCAGCCUUGAGGCAGUCGUCCGAGUUGUCCACGCUAUUGCUCCCCCCACCAAAAGAUUUGGCAGCAUUUUGCUGCCAGUCUGCGAGUUGAAUAAAGAUGAAGUACAACAAUUGCUGGUGCGACUGAAGCAGGAUGGGGUCAGGAGCGCAGUUCACGGCCGGACAUGCAGCAUUACCUGUUACGACAACGUGAUGCUGAGCAUAGCCGACGAUCUCCCAGAACUCAGUGGGAAUGAAAGAGCCGUCCAACAAAUCCUAGCUCAGGAGCAGGCUAGUUGUGAUAAUUUCUUAAAGGCUCAGCGACCUGAAGUGCUGCGAAUGAUACAGGAAGAAUAUUCACGAAUGGCGACACGCCUACUCCAGCCCGAGCUGAAGACUGCCUUCUUUGCAGCUUUUAAAGGCUGGAGCGAAGACAAUGUGUUCAGGAUAGAGACAAGUCAUGACUUGGAGAUGGUUGCAAUGAUGCUGCCUCUUUCUCCCGAUUCAAGCGUUAUGGUGAAGACGUCGCCUCUAACCCUGGAUUCACUCAAGUGGCUGAAGAUAGUGCAAUGUCACAGUGGAAACUUGAUCCUUGACCUUUUGAACUUAGGCUCGGUAUAUAAAACCAGCGAUGGUGUGCUUCAGUCUUUGUUAAAUGGCAGGUCCAAAAUCAGGAGCUUUACGGGUUUUCUCAAGACGGCUGCAGGCGUAGCAGCUUUAGCUUCUACUGCCGAAGAAGCAAUUUUGUGCCCCUGUCUCGAUGCUCUGCUCGAUGUCACUCCACUGCUCGGCAAAUAUACGAUGCUCAAUGUUACUACACCCGUAAUAAGCACCGCAGUAAAAGCAAGACUACCAUUACCAUCUUACCCACCACCCCUCUUUACAGUCUUCAAACCCUUACCAGGGAGCUGCGAGGCCGUGGUUCAGACAGUGACCAUUUUUUCACCGAAAAAUAAAAGGUCCGUCCUGUAG